This is a messenger RNA of Penaeus monodon (black tiger shrimp), 4926 nucleotides long. RefSeq names its product Down syndrome cell adhesion molecule-like protein Dscam2. Lineage: Eukaryota; Metazoa; Arthropoda; Malacostraca; Decapoda; Penaeidae. Gene Ontology annotation, molecular function: protein binding. Gene Ontology annotation, biological process: cell-cell adhesion; axon guidance. The record is from RefSeq and is a predicted model, not a curated record. The transcript is spliced from 23 exons. Gene Ontology annotation, cellular component: axon; plasma membrane. Bases 656 to 3226 code for a protein of 856 amino acids.
GGGCGUGGCCGGCUUCGAGAACGGCACCCUGCUGGUGAGUCGCGCCGAACGCCGUCACGAGGGCCGCUAUCUGUGCGAGGCCAAUAACGAGGUCGGCGCCGGACUCUCCAAGGUCGUUACCCUCAGCGUCAACGAACCGCCGUGGUUCGCCGUCAGAAGCCAGCGCCAACAGGUGGUCGUGGGUGCUACAGCGACGCUCACCUGCGAAGCCCAUGGGGACAUCCCGCUCAAGCUGGUGUGGACGAGGGACGGCGCCCCCCUGCCCGCCCUGCCAAGGUAUGAGUUGUCAGAGCGGGAGGUUGACACAGGUCAGGUCACCGAGCUGGUGUUGAGGUCAACUCACGUAGGAGAUUCCGGAACAUACGUCUGUACUGCUACCAACACACAUGGUUCUCUCACUGCCGAUUUCCAUCUCCUCGUGCAAGAUGUCCCAGGGCCCCCGUCAGGAGUGGGUGUGGAGGAAGAAGGAUCUCGUCACCUGACCCUCACCUGGACGCCCCCUGAGGACUCCAAUGCACCCAUAUCCGCCUACAUCGUCACCUUCACGUCCCACGAUAGCCAGCCUUCGCAAGAGGGCUUGUUCGGUGCUCCCCGCGAAGUGACUGUAGAAGGUGAUCAGAGACGCGUACGAAUCGAAGGUCUCCUGCCCGCUACGAUGUACGUGUUCACUGUUGUGGCGGAGAACCGAGUCGGACGGAGCCAGCAAUCUUCGCCUCUCAGGGUCAAGACGCAGGAAGAGGCCCCGUCAGGUCACCCGCAGAAUGUCAGGGUGGUACCAGUGUCAUCGACGGCGCUGCAGGUUAGCUGGGAACCGCCUCAUGAGAAUCUUACCCAUGGCACUGUGCUUGGCUACUACUUGGGCUACAAGGAUGAUAGUGAGUCCGAGGGCGGAGCAUACAACUUCACCACCGUGGGCGUAGACAGCGUAGGCGUCACCACAGCCACAUUAGCGGGUCUCCGUCCUCAUGCCCGCUAUUCCGUCGUGCUCCAGGCUUUCAAUUCUCGAGGCGCGGGUCCGGCCUCGCCCCCCGCACUGGGCACCACGCUUGAGGACAAACCUGGAGCACCCCCUGGUCACGUGACAUGUGAAACGGUGACGUCAUCAAGUGUGGUGGUGACGUGGUCGCCUCCUCCGCCUCGCCAAGCCAACGGCAUAAUCACUAACUACAGGGUCACUUACACGCAGAUGUUUUCCCAUGAAGACGGCCGGACCGGCAGUGUGGUUUCCGAGGGCCUGCGAGCCACACUGACUGGUCUAAAACCCUGGACCAACUACAGCGUCAGUGUAGCGGCGUCUACGAGGGCGGGCGAGGGUGUGCAAUCCCUUCCCCUCGUCUGCACUACGGAGCAGGAUGUGCCUGAGGCUCCAGCCCGCGUGAAAGCCGUGGUGUCAGGCCCUCGCGCCGCCGUGGUAUCGUGGGCGCCGCCCUUACGCCCGCGAGGCCGCAUCACACGCUACACUGUGCACUGGGCGUCGGCAGGGAGUCGCAGCAUGCCCCACACCCGCCGCGUCGGCCCUCAUGUCACUCACUUGACCUUGCAUGACCUUCCUCAUACCACACACGAGGUAUGGGUCACAGCCUCAACGAGGAUGGGCGAAGGACCAAAGAGCAGUGUUACGGUGGUAACUCCUUCUCAUACAGUGGGCGCGGGCAUAUGGGCGGUGGGCGGGAACCUGACGGCGGCGUGGAAGGAGGACGUGAGCCUGCCCUGCGGCGCCGUGGGUGUCCCUGAACCCGUGCUUACCUGGAGCCACGAGACACUCCACAUUCCUGACUCGCACUCCAGCAGGUUCACGGUGCAGCCAGACGGCACCCUGACCCUCACCGAUAUCCAGAGGAGCGACAGCGGCCAGUACACGUGCACCGCCUCCAACCACCACGGCGUCGACUCCGUUACUUAUAAUCUCACCGUCCUUGUGCCUCCUUCAGCGCCCUCCCUGCACGUGACCGAGACGACGGCCUCCUCCAUCCGGGUGCAGUGGAGUGUGGAGGACACGGGCGGCGCUUCCCUCCAGGGCGCCACCUUGCACUACAGAUCCGCCGGUGGAGAGUGGAUGACGGCGGAAGUGGAAGGGUCCCACCGCGCCUACACCGCCAAGGGCCUCCGCUGCGGCACCCUCCACCACUUCUAUCUCACGGCGCAUAAUCAUAUCGGCACCAGCACAGCGUCGUCGACCGUGGAAGCCCGCACGAAGGGACGACCGCCCGAGGCUCCCCCUCAGUUCCAGUUCGUGACGAGCAACAGUUCUCAAGCCACGCUGUACUUGGCCCAGUGGAGUGACGGAGGCUGCCCCAUCUCACACUACUCCGUGCAGUACCGUCUGGCUGGCAUGGCGCACUGGACCACGGUGGGCAGCGAGAUUCCCCCGAGCCGCACGUACGCGGUGGGCGGGCUGGACGCGGGCGAGCGCUACGAGCUGCGAGUCACCGCCUUCAACUCCGCGGGCGCCACCCCCGCCCACUACAAGGUCAUCACGCCCGGCCGCGGAGGCACAGGCAUGGGCGUGAGCGCAGGGGGAGGAGUGUGGGGGGGAGCCGCCCCCACCUCCCCCGUGUGGCGCGACCCCCGAGUGCUGGUUCCCGCCGCCGUGUCCGCACUGGCGCUGCUGCUCACCGUCACCACCGUCUGCGUCUGCCUCAGGAGACGUCCUACCAAUACCCCGCGCCAGAAGGAGGUUCCUGAAGGCGUUUCUUCGUCAGGAGAGGAGAAGACGGCCAUGCAGGCGAGGGAGGACGUUUACACCACCGUCCGGAGGCCACCCCCCGCCCCCCCGCAGUCCACGCCCGAACUCAGGGACCAUAACGGCGAGUACAGUGAGGAAGACAUCUACCCGUACGCCACAGCCACGUUCCAGCUGGGCGGAGGCAGUCCCCCGCCGCCCGCGCCGCCCUCGCCGCCCACGCACUCGCGCCCGCACUCCCGGGGACAGAACGGCUUCACGGCCCUGGUCUACCAAGCGCCGUCGCUGCAUGACGUGGACUCGCCCAACUUAAGCGAGAGGGAGUCCAGGCAGUCCCGCGGAGGAUUCCCCUACGAAGGAUCCGAGACUGAGGACUACGGCAGUGUGUUGGACGCCGAGGCCAGGGUCCCCCCCCACCACCGCCGGCAGCGCCAUCUGAGGACCAGAUCCCCCGCAAUGUCAGGUUCCCCUAAGCUACGACGCCCUCUUCCCCAGCACCUUCACCAGCACACGCUACGGCCAGCCCGACAUCCAAGGCAGUGAUUGGGUACCGCGCAACAGAGGAGUAAUCAGCACCCCCCAACCCCUUCGGUUUCUUCCCCGGCUCCCGAAGAAGAUUACUUAAGACCGAAGAAAUCUCCUUAGAAAACCAACUCCAUUGUGUCAUCGCCCUAACUUGUUUAAGAAAAUGAAAAAUAAACAAAGGAAUCAAAAUAUCAUGUCUUUAUGUUGCGUGAUAUCUAAUAAUCUAACAACUUUUUUUUUAAUUCUCAUCUUUUGCUUUCACCACAAUCAGAACAUUAAAUGUCUUGUACCUCAUGAAACCUUGUCAAAUCAACCUUGGAAAUGUCGAGAAAAAAAUUUGCUUAAUGAAACCUUUACUCUCAUUCCCCCUUCAUUUUUUUCUUUUUUUUUCCUGGAACCUGGAAAAAUGAAAUAAACUUUUUAUCAAUCUGAUUAACAGGCAUACACCCUCAUUAACAUCCAUCGCAACCCUCACGCCAGACAGAACCUAUUACACUGUACAUGUUCAUCUGGUUGCUACGCUUCGUCUUAUACUUGUUCACCUUUUCUAAAGACUACCUUUCAGCGCAUUAUAUCUUGCCUUUUUAAAGCUGGCAUGAUUGGUUCUAGUUUUAUACAUUUAUUUGGUCAGAAAAAGCGUGACUAUUUACGGUUUUUCUACUUUUCAAAUGCUCUAGGAUAGUGACUGUGCUUUGUAAGUUUUCUACUCAAUAGAUGUUGCAGACUAAGUAUAUAUACAUGUUGCGUCAUAUGUAUAGUCAUAUAUAUUUUUUCUCCCUUUUUUUGGAAACGGUGCCAAUAAUGAGUUUUUUAAUACUCCAAGUAAAAUGUGAUGACGGUGAUGACUUUUUAAAAAAAUUGUGAUGUGCCAACGUUUGCAGAAACAGCUGUGUCUGAACUGUGUGGCGUAUAAGAUAAUUUCAUCUUCUUCUUCUUCUUCUUCUUCUGCUUCUUUUAAGAUUUUUACUACUUCUUGAUGACCUCAAAAGUAAUUUAGAAUAUUACAUCUGUUCUAGAUGUUAUAUAUUAAAUGUAAUUCUUGUGUAGCAUCAUUUUGUGAUAAACGUCAGCUUGUCUGUGUGUGUGUAGUGACAUUGACGAUUUUAUGAAUGUUAUUGUCUGAAAAAAGAAUGAAUUAAGAUUUUAAAACCUGAAAAGUUAAAGAAAUAUAGAAAACGUGACAUAUUUUUUCCUUUCUUUUGGAUUUUUCAUUCCUAUAAACCUAGGGUGUAAUAAGUGUGAAAUAAAUUACAAUAAUUUCUCUUGGUGACGAGAAUAUGGAGAAAGAGAGAAAGAGAAGUGGGGACGCAUCCCGUUGCGCCUUUGUCGUGUGUUAUGGUUUUUGUGACGCGGGAAAAUCUAUAUACAAAAAAACAAUACAAUUUGAUCUCUAAAAAGGUGAUUAAUCACCACGAUGAGUUCCUGAAAAAAGUUGUGGUGAUGCGAAAGAAGACGAGAAAAUAACUGUAGAUAAAAGUAUAUAAUUGUUACUGAAAUGGAUCAAUUACUGAAAGUUUUUUUUAACGGCUGUGAAUGUUUGCAGUGUUUUCCCUUCGCCAAAGUGUCAGAAACGGUUACGUUCUUAUACUUCAUUACUGUUGUAUAGUUUAUGACAGAUUAGAUAUAACUAUUUUACGGAUAUAUUUGUAAAUAAAAAAAAGAUUUUAUGUAUAUGCUUCUGUGUAUAUAUCUGUGUAUAUAUUUAUGCGUGUACGACU